This is a messenger RNA of Nematolebias whitei (Rio pearlfish), 2926 nucleotides long. RefSeq names its product aminopeptidase Ey-like. Gene Ontology annotation, cellular component: cytoplasm. The record is from RefSeq and is a predicted model, not a curated record. Gene Ontology annotation, molecular function: peptide binding; metalloaminopeptidase activity; zinc ion binding. Gene Ontology annotation, biological process: proteolysis; peptide catabolic process. The coding region runs from base 1 to 2874 and encodes 957 amino acids. NCBI's taxonomy places the organism in Eukaryota, Metazoa, Chordata, Actinopteri, Cyprinodontiformes, Rivulidae. The transcript has 20 exons.
AUGGGGGAAGGAUUCUACAUCAGCAAGACGGCAGCAGUAGUCUGUGUGGUUGCAGCUUUCGGGGCCGUAGUAACUAUCUUGGCCCUUUCCGUAGCGUAUGCUCAUGAGAGGUUAAAGACAGCUUCAUCCCCUGCUGGAGCUGGUACAACCAUCAGAAAUACAAUCUCUGGUCCAACAAAACCCUGGCACCACUACAGACUCCCAGACAGCCUCUAUCCUGACUACUACAACGUGACCUUAUUGCCCCAGCUGAAGCCUAACGUUGAAGAUCUGUACAACUUCACUGGAAACUCCAGCGUGGUGUUCACAUGUGUGAAGGAGACAGAUCUCAUCCUCAUUCACUCUGCAAACCUGAAAUUUAUUUCACACAAUGGAUUUGACGUCAGACUGGAGGGUUUGGAUGGCGCUCCUGCACCCGGCCUGAAAAAGACCUGGCUGGAGGUUCCGACCCAGUACCUGGUGGUCCAGCUCAAAAGCCCUCUGCAGGCCGGCAGCAAGUAUGAGCUAUUCACUGAGUUUGUUGGAGAGCUGUCCGAUGGUCUGGGAGGCUUCUACAGGAGUGAAUACACGGAAGACGGGAUGAAAAGAAUUGUGGCAACAACUCAAAUGCAGCCAACAGAUGCCAGGAAAGCCUUCCCCUGCUUUGACGAGCCGCUCAUGAAAGCUGUUUUCUACAUAACUCUGAUCCACCCUCAGGGGACUGUGGCUCUGUCCAACAGCAUGAACUAUGAACCUGUGAACGUCACUAUGAACGGGGAGAUUUUAAUUCAGACCAGCUUUGAACCCACGGAGACCAUGUCGACCUACUUGUUGGCUUUUGUUGUGUGUGAUUUUGCGUACAUUGGGACGACAUCGGAUGCAGAUGUUUUGAUUAGGAUCUGGGCUCGCAGGAAGACCAUAGAGGAAGGACAAGGCAACUAUGCACUGGAGAAGACUGGACCAAUAUUGACAUUUUUUGAGAACUACUACAACUCUUCUUACCCUUUAAGAAAAUCAGACCACAUUGCUCUUCCUGACUUUUAUGCUGGAGCCAUGGAGAACUGGGGUCUGGUCACCUACAGAGAGACUUCCCUCUUACACAAUCCUGAGGUGUCUUCUAAUGAAGACAAGGAGUGGGUGGCAUUGGUCAUCUCCCAUGAGCUGGCUCAUAUGUGGUUUGGAAACUUGGUGACCAUGAGGUGGUGGAAUGACCUGUGGCUCAACGAGGGCUUUGCCACCUACGUGUCUUAUCUUGGAGUUCACUAUGCUGAACCGGAGUGGAAUAUGAAAGACCUGAUAGUUUUGUUUGAGAUCAUUGAUGUGAUGGCUGUGGAUGCUUCAGCCACCUCCCACCCCCUCUCAUCGGAGGAGGAAGACAUCAUGACUCCAGAGGACAUCAGCAGCAUGUUUGACACCAUCACAUACAGCAAGGGUGCCGCAGUCCUCAGAAUGCUCUCAGGGUUUGUUACGGAAACAGUGUUUUCUGAAGGACUACAUAUGUAUUUAGAGGAGUUCCAGUAUCAAAACACAGUCUACAAAGACCUGUGGAAGCAGCUGCAGAUGGCGGUAGAUAAAGCUGGUAUCUCACUUCCCCACUCUGUGGAGGAUAUUAUGAACCGCUGGAUCCUGCAGAUGGGCUUCCCAGUGGUCACCAUUAACACCCAGACAGGAAACAUCGUUCAGCAGCACUUUUUGUUGGACUCAGAGUCUGUGGUGGACAGACACUCAGUGUUCAACUACGAGUGGUUCAUCCCCAUCACCUGGAUCAAGACUGGUCAAGCCGAACAGCAGUACUGGCUUCUCGACAAAGAAGCUACAAACGCAGACAUGGCUCUUGGUGCAAGUGAGUGGUUGUUGGCCAACAUAAAUAUGAAGGGCUUCUACAGAGUCAACUAUGAUGCUGACAACUGGGAGCGGCUACUUGCCAAGUUGAGCUCCAACCAUCAGGACAUCCCAGUGAUCAACAGGGCUCAGAUUAUUGACGAUACUUUCAAUCUUGCAAGAGCAAAGAUGGUGAACACAACCCUGGCUCUGAGGACGACCACAUAUCUACAUAAAGAAGUUGAAUUCAUGCCCUGGGAGACAGCCAGGCGUAACUUGGGUUAUUUCUUCCUUAUGUUUGACCGCAGUGACGUGUAUGGACCCAUGCAGGCCUACAUCAGAAAACAGGUCACUCCUCUGUUUAAAUACUUCCAACAUCAGACGCUCAACUGGACAAAGAUCCCCCCAAAACACACCGAUCAAUAUAAUCAGGUGAAUGCGAUCUCUUUGGCCUGUAGUGCAGGCGUUAAAGGCUGCAGAGAACUGACAACUGGUUGGUUCAAAGAGUGGAUGAACAACCCUACAACUAACAAGAUUAAUCCAAACCUGAAGUCCACUGUGUACUGCAAUGCCAUCGCAGCAGGAGGCGAGGCAGAGUGGGACUUCCUGUGGACCAUGUAUAAGAAUGCUACCAUUGCCUCAGAGGCCAGAAAAAUUAUGCAUGCUCUCGCCUGCACCAAGCAGCCCUGGCUGCUGAACAGGUACCUGCAAUAUUGUAUGGACCCAGAGAAGAUCCGAAAGCAGGAUGCUGCUUCUGUUAUUGCUAAGAUUGCUAAUAACCCUGUUGGCCAAUAUAUGGCUUGGGACUUUAUUAGAGCAAACUGGGAACACGUAUUCAUUGAAUAUGGUGGAAUAUCACUUUCACCUGGAUCUAUAAUUCCUGAACUGACCAAACGUUUCUCUACUGAGUUUGAAUACAAACAGCUGCAGCAGUUCCAACAAGACAACGCAGAGCAGCUGGCCCCUGCAGCUGGAUACUUUGACCUGGCCCUGGAGAAAACCAAAGCCAACAUGAACUGGGUGGCCCUGAACAAGAAACCAGUUCUUGACUGGCUCAUCAGUGAAAUCUCUUAAGUGUUUACAUCCAAAUGGUCUGUUGCAUUAAAACCAGAUAUUUACAUACACU